Messenger RNA from Lichtheimia ornata, 1644 nucleotides. RefSeq lists its product as uncharacterized. The record is from RefSeq and is a predicted model, not a curated record. NCBI's taxonomy places the organism in Eukaryota, Fungi, Mucoromycota, Mucoromycetes, Mucorales, Lichtheimiaceae. Gene Ontology annotation, cellular component: membrane. The coding region runs from base 1 to 1644 and encodes 547 amino acids. Gene Ontology annotation, biological process: transmembrane transport. The transcript has 12 exons. Gene Ontology annotation, molecular function: transmembrane transporter activity.
AUGGCAUUUGGAUUGCUCGACAGCAAAAGCAAAACAACCGAGAAGCAGGUUGAAAAUGGCACCCCCGGUGUUGACGCAGAUGAAGAGCUCUUGCGACAACUCGGCUAUGAACAGGAUUUGAGCCGUUCCAUUAAUGCCUUUUCUAACUUUGCAAUUGCCUUUUCUUGCUGCUCAGUCUUAUCGGGCUUGACUCCCAUGUGGGGCGAUGCCAUGAAUGACAGUGGAUCGCUUGGUGUGAUUUGGGGUUGGCUCAUCACCGGUACCUUUACCAUGAUGGUGGCCAUGUCUCUUGCCGAGAUUUGUAGUGCCUACCCUACCACGGGUGGUUUGUACUUUUGGACAAGUCGCCUUGCUCCUGGACCCUACAUGCCAUUAGCGUGUUGGUUGACGGGCUGGUUCAAUUGGAUCGGCCUUUGCUUCGGUAUCACCAGUGUCGAUUUGGGAUUAGCUCAAUUCAUUGCCGGCGUGAUCAAUGUUUGGCAACCCGAGGUGGAUACAUCGGUGUACAUGCAAUAUGGUAUCUAUGUUGGUAUCAUCGUCGUCCAUGGUAUUCUCAACUCGAUCGCCGUCAAGUUUAAUGGUUUCAUCAACCAAUUUGCCUUCUUUGUCAACAUGGCUGGCAUUCUCUUUAUUGUCAUUGUCGGUCUUGCCAUCACUCGUCCUCUUGCCACUGGUAGCUUUGUGUUUUCAGAGUUUUACAAUGGCUCUGGUUUCUCGAGUAAUGGCUACGCCUUCCUUCUUGUGAUCCUUCAAUCACAGUAUACCCUUUCCGGCUAUGACAGUGCCGCUCACAUGGCUGAAGAAACCAAAAACUCCCAACAUGGCUCGCCAUUCGGUAUUUUGACAGCUGUAGCUGCCAAUGCAUUUAGUGGUUUCAUCUUUUUGAUUGGUAUCAGCUUUAUGGUCAAAGACUUUACCGCUCAAAUCACAAGUGACAGCGCAAUCCAGCCUCAGAUGGUACAAGUCUUUUUAGAUGGUGUUGGUCCAGCAUGGACAAUGGUCUUUUUGAUCUUUGUAAUGUUGUCCAUCUUCUUUUGUGGCAGCAGUUUAGUCCUAGGAUCCAGCCGCAUGGUCUACGCAUUCUCAAGAGACGGCGCUAUGCCGCUUUCCAAGUACUUGCACUCUUUAGAACCUCGUACCAACAACCCUGUUUACGCUGUGUGGUUCAACAUCACUGUUUCAGGCAUCGUUGGUAUUCUUUACAUGAUCAACAGCACAGCUUAUGAGGCCAUUGUCUCGGUUAACACAAUCGGCUCCCAACUCUCUUAUCUUGUGCCCAUUGUUCUACGUAUCACCGUUGCACGCAAAACUUUCCAGCCUGGUCCUUGGAACUUGGGUCGCUUUUCUACCAUCGUUGGUGUUAUUUCCUCAUGCUGGCUUAUCUUUACAUGCUGCCUUUUCAUUUGCCCCACCGAAGCACCCAUCACUCCCGAUAACAUGAACUACGCCAUUGUUCCCUUCGCCUUUAUCAUGAUUCUUUCUGGCGGUUACUUUGCCCUCUUUGCACGAAAAUGGUUCACUGGUCCCGUCCGUGUCAUUGAUGGCCAAGAAGUCGUGCUUGGAGACGAUGAUGAUUCAGCACCAAAGUCAGCUGCAGCUUCUCUCAAAGCCGCAUCGAUCAAAGUGGACGAAAAGAAAGCAUAA